Messenger RNA from Penicillium coprophilum, 927 nucleotides. Its product is annotated as replication termination factor 2. Gene Ontology annotation, cellular component: nucleus. The coding region runs from base 1 to 927 and encodes 308 amino acids. The transcript has 4 exons. The record is from RefSeq and is a predicted model, not a curated record. Gene Ontology annotation, biological process: site-specific DNA replication termination at RTS1 barrier; mitotic DNA replication termination. NCBI's taxonomy places the organism in Eukaryota, Fungi, Ascomycota, Eurotiomycetes, Eurotiales, Aspergillaceae.
AUGGGUAAUGACGGUGGCAGUAUUCCGACUCGUCGAGAGCUCGUCCGCGAAGCAGCGCGUGCCCCAAGCACGGCGCAAGUAAAAGAAACACAGCGCGAGCAGCAAGAACACUGCUGGACUACCUGUCCUCUCUCACACAAGUCGUUGUCCCGGCCAAUUGUAUCAGACUCAGUCGGGAAUCUUUACAACAAGGACGCUAUACUCCAGUUCCUCCUCCCCGGCGACGAUGUCGAGGGCAUCAGCUCGAAGGCCGACUGCGAAGAGAUUCUGUGCGGGCGAGUGAAAUCACUUCGUGAUGUGGUCGAGUUGAAUUUCGAAGUCGACACCGAGCUCACCGAACACCCGUCCGGCCGUGCUUAUGCGCCCCGUGAGCGCCGCGAGGGCUGGAUUUGCCCGAUCACCGCAAAGCCAUUGGGCCCAAGUGUGAAGUCUGUGUACCUAGUGCCAUGUGGACAUGUGUUUUCAGAUGAGGCUAUCCGGCAGCUUAAAGGCGAUAAGUGUUUGCAGUGCAACGAAUCCUACACCGAAGAGAACAUCAUUCCCAUCCUUACGAUCAAAAAAGAAGACAAACAACGUCUGAUUGAGCGAGCCCCCGGCUCAAAGAAACGCAAGAAGAACGCCACCGCUGAGGGUGUAACUGAUGCAUCCGGUCCUAUAGAGCCUGCUGACUUGGUAGUACCUAAGCAAUCCUCGAAUUCUAAAAGCCGAAGCAAUACUUCCACGCCAGUGCCUACUACUACUUCUGGCAAUGGAAUCAAGAACGCUGCUACUUCUUCGCUCACUGCCCGUGUAUUGGCGGAGGAGAAUGAGAAGAAUAAGCGCCGGAAGAUGAUCGGCAGGAAUGAGAAUCUCGACAGUCUCUUCUCCAAGAAAGGCAGCGAGUCCAAGAAUCGCGAUUUCAUGACCAGAGGUUUUUCUAUAUCAUGA